AUGCAACUUAACAGCAAGGCAGGAGAGGAGGAGACAAUGCAGCUGCACCUGGAGGCCAGCGCCUCUGAAGAGGAAACGCUUACAGAUUAUUACAGAGUACUCAGGACCCUUGGCAAGGGGAGCUUUGCUGAGGUCAAGCUGGCCUGCCACCUCCACACAGAGGUGCAUGUAGCUGUCAAGAUCCUGAAAAAAGGAAACAAUAAAACUGAAAUUGAAAUCAUAAAGGUGCUAGAGCACCCAAACAUCAUUAAGCUGUUCCACAUCAUCAAUACCAGAGAACACACCUAUAUGGUGAUGGAACAUGCUGCUCACGGAGACCUGGUGAGCCAUAUUGAGAAGGUGGGAUGUCUGCAGGAGAAGCAGGCCCAGCACAUCUUCACACAGUUGGUGUGUGCAGUUCACUACUGCCAUAACAAUGGCAUUGCUCACAGGGACAUCAAACUAGACAACAUACUGCUGGAUGGCAAAGGGAACAUCAAACUGUGUGACUUUGGCCUGGCCAUCAGAGUCACAGAUGGAGAGAUGGUGUUAGGGUUCUGUGGCACUGUUGAAUAUUGUGCUCCAGAGCUAUUCACUGACAGAGAAUAUGAUGCAAAGGCAGCUGACAUCUGGAGCAUGGGAGUUGUUUUAUAUACAAUUGUGACAGCACAGUUCCCAUUCAAUGCAUACACCUAUUCAGACAUGAAGGAGGAGAUGCUGAGUCCCACUCUCUUCAUUCCUGCCACACUUUCAGAAAACAUCGCAAACCUCAUUGUGCAGUUGUUGACUAUGGAGCCUGGGCAGAGGCCAAAGAUAGGUGACAUUAAGCAGCAUCAGUGGCUCAAGGACAGGGAAGAAUUUUGGAAACUCCCAUCAUCCUCAGCAACACACGGUAACAACCCAAGUCCCAGCAUUGUGGUGACUAUGUGGGACAUGGGCUACCGUCCCAAAGAUAUUUGUGACUGUAUUCGUAAGAAAAAUUUUAAUAACAUAAUGGCCACCUAUUUAAUCCUAAAACAUGGUCACCACACUGACCAUCCUGUUAAGGCCAUACAGGGCGGUGUUGCCAUGUCCCCAGCACGUGCUCUCACCUCUCUUCUUCCUCUGAGGGCAAUGAGUGAGCCUGCACUUUCUACAUUGACCUGUCUGCCUGAACACCACAUACACAAUGAGAAUCGGUCAAGGAACAAGGGAAGCAGGAAGCUGAGCAUGCCUACCACCCUGUGCUUGCAGCAGUAUGGGGUCAACCUACCUAAACUUGUCCCCAGGUGUGCUCCCAAGGUUACUUAUCUUGUGAGCAAAACUGUGAAAAGUAACAUUAUGUGCAAAGGGGUCUCUUCAAGAUGCCCAUCCCAACAGGGCGUCUCUUCGGUACAGUCUUUUUCCCAGGAGGCCCUCCACAAACUAAACAUCCCUUCAAAUAGUUCUUACACUCUGAGUACACCACCUGCAAGUAAAUCCAGAGAGUCACCUCAGCGUGUUACCAGCAGUGCCACCAAUGGAACCCAGAGACCUUCCCUUCAGCUGGUGUUGGCCCGGCAAGGGUCAUGCCACUUAAAAGCAACAGGAGAGGAGGAGACAAUGCAGCUGCACCUGGAGGCCAGCACCUCUGAAGAGGAGAAGCUUACAGAGUAUUACAAAAUACUCAGGACCCUUGGCAAAGGGAGCUUUGCCGAAGUCAAGCUGGCCUGCCAUUUCCACACAGAGGUGCAGGUAGCUGUCAAGAUCCUAAAAAAAGGCAGCAAUGAGCCGAACAGUGAGACUGAAAUUGACAUCAUCAUGGUGCUAGAGCAUCUAAACACCAUUAAGCUCUUCCACAUCAAUAGCAGAGAACACACCUAUUUGGUGAUGGAACAUGCUGACCAUGGAGACCUUGUGAGCCAUAUUGAGAAUGUGGGUUGUCUGCAGGAGAAGCAGGCCCAGCACAUCCAGAUGUCCUCAACUGAGAAUAGGUAG
This is a messenger RNA of Meriones unguiculatus (Mongolian gerbil), 1935 nucleotides long. RefSeq names its product sperm motility kinase X-like. The record is from RefSeq and is a predicted model, not a curated record. The transcript has 2 exons. Gene Ontology annotation, biological process: intracellular signal transduction; microtubule cytoskeleton organization; protein phosphorylation. Gene Ontology annotation, molecular function: ATP binding; protein serine/threonine kinase activity; tau-protein kinase activity. Lineage: Eukaryota; Metazoa; Chordata; Mammalia; Rodentia; Muridae. Gene Ontology annotation, cellular component: cytoplasm. Bases 1 to 1935 code for a protein of 644 amino acids.